Molecule: messenger RNA, 7119 nt
Organism: Ostrea edulis (European flat oyster)
Lineage: Eukaryota; Metazoa; Mollusca; Bivalvia; Ostreida; Ostreidae
Product: von Willebrand factor A domain-containing protein 3B-like
Exons: 36
Coding region: 227-5959 (1910 amino acids)
Source: RefSeq, a predicted model, not a curated record
GAAGUUCAUGAAAUUAGCAGAGAAGUUCCGAAUGCAGGGCAACUGUUGUAAACAAGAUGGAGACUGUUGCUCUGUGUUGGCAGGUGACAAGUGUGAUAAAUUCGCUUUAGUCUUCUGGAUUUUUAGGAUAGACAGUCUUCGAUCUUCAAAAAAAGUAUAGAUGAAACAAAUUUUAAAACAAAUCCCCGACGUAUUACCGUAUCAUUAAUAAAGGACGCAGAGAGAUAUGGUGUUCGAAAGUAGAAAAAAAACCUCGCCAUCGAAAUUAUUGGCACUGGAUCCAUACAAAAAGAAUGCCUAUUCUCAGAAUGUGACUUUUGAUAUCCGUCACCUUGACAAAGCCCCUGCCACACGGAACCCUGUGGUCAGUGAAUCAGAGGAUGGCUAUAACCCAGAGGUCAGUGCAAAGAAGACCCCAGCCAAGGACUGGGAGCUGGAUGUCCGAGCCCUGAUCUCCUCCAGGAAAUGGCUACAGAAUUAUGGCCUGAAGAAAAACCGUCUGACUUUUUACCAGAUCUUACCCGUCAUUGGAUUCAAACUUAGUGAUGAUUUUGACAGAACUCUUAAAAGACCAGUUUCAUCAAGAUAUGGAACAGGACUGUUCAGCACUUUGUUUCAUCCUGGAGAAGGAAAAACAUUCAAUAUAACAUGUGGAAGAGAAAUGCUGAAACAGAUAGAGGGAAGGUUGACGCAAGCCAUCAGCCUAUUCAACAGAAGGCUGGAAUGGCUGACAACAGAAAGCAGACGUCUGUUUGGUGUUGUUGAGGAAAAAGCUAUCACAAUUGUCCUUGACAUUCGCAACAUGUCACCUCAGCAAUUCGACCAGUAUAGAAUAGCCUUAGAAACUGUCAUCUUUGAACAACUAACACAAAUCUCCAAGUUCAAUAUCAUUAGAUCAGCUGAUGAUAUGCAGUUGUAUCAUCCUGAAUGUGUUCCUGUGACCCAUGACACAAUUCAAGGAGCUGUUGAUUGGCUGUGGGACUUAGACAGACUUGCAUCAGUGUCCAAAACAGCUACCGCUGAAGCAGUGCUCAAAGCAAUGAUGGACGAUCACAAUGAAGCAGUGUAUUUGUUCACAGAGGGUAAUUCUAUUGAAUCUUGCAAGGGACUGUUAAAAGAGAAGGUGCAGUCUUCGUCAAGGAAAAUCCCCCUUCACAUGGUGUCUUACAACUGUGAUUCAUCUGAUACAGUCAGGUUUCUGCGAGAAUUUGCAAAGGGAAUGGGAUCAAAAUUCCAUGCAUAUGCAGUAAUUAUGGAGAUGGAUGCUUAUGAAGGUCAACCUUUGGAACCCAAAACAAACAAAGCCAACAUUGUAUUGAAAAAGAAGACUUUUGGAGGGGUUCCCCCUGGGGCAGGAAUGAGGGAGGAUGUGAUGCUAAUAUUUGAGGAGUUGGAGGAGGCCCGGAAUGUCCGCUCACAGAUUCAGGCCCUGACAGAACAUGUUCCAGAACCUAAGAUUCAAAUUGAAUCACAAAUCAGUAAAUGGGACAAAGAAGAUCUUCAAGAACAAUACAUGGGAACAAGAGAGUGGCUGACGAAAUACGGACUGAAUGCACGCAAACUAGAAUUGUUUGAUGUAUUGGCGUCAGUGGCGUUCAAACACCAGGACGGUGCCAUAGAUAUUAACAUGAAACCGGAGGACAAUACCCAGACUGAUGCCAUAAAACAUACCAAACUUGUGAAUGCUAGAUACUGUGAUCGAUUCCCUAUUGUGAAAUGGAGGGAUGGUCGUGUUGUUCAUGUUCAGGUGACACCCGAACUUCACAGAGAGUAUGAACGCAGAAUGACAGUGGCUAUCAACUCUUUUCAUCAAAGAAUUGAUUGGUUGAACAAGGGGAGCAGAGCCCUGUUUGGUACUGUCAUCGAAGAUCAGAUUUACAUCCUUAUAGACACAUCAGCUUCUAUGCUACCCAGUAUUCAGUACCUCAAGGAUAAACUCUUUCUACUCAUGCAAGAGCAAAUAAGACACAAGAAGAAGUUUAAUCUAAUUUCCUUCAACUCCAAAGCCACUGCAUGGCAGAACCGACUGGUUGAGAUAUCGGAGCUGAGUCUGAAGGGAGCAUGGAAGUGGAUUCAGGGUUUGUCGUGCUGGGGCUCCACUAACACUUAUUCUGCCCUUCAGCAUGCUCUGUCUGACCCAGGAACUCAGGCUAUCUACCUGCUCACUGAUGGAAGACCAGAUCAGCCACCUAAAUCCAUCAUUGCUCAAGUCCAGAUGCAACACACUGUUCCCGUUCAUUCAAUUUCAUUUAACUGUAAUGACAAGGAGGCCAAUGAAUUCCUGUUUGACCUUGCAAAGGCCACUGGAGGAAGAUAUCAUUAUUUCUCUGAGAAAGGCAAGGACCUAGAUCAACCAGAAUCAUGGGAGAGUGAAGACAUUCGUCUGAUCAAGGAAGAGAUUCAGAGAGGACUAGAGGCUUUGGACAAGGUGGAGGAACUGAGAGAUGAAUGCUCCAAUCUGUCCUACAAAAAGGAAGUGUCAGACUUAAAGAAAUGCAGCAGAGAUCAUGUGAUAUCCAACACUGACAGAACAUCAGCAGUCCCCCCACUGGAUACCAAAGAUCUCUACAGAUCCACCCCAUCUCCACCUCCCAGACCAAAGAGUGCACCUCCCGUCCAGUCCCCCAGAUACACCCCAACUCCCCCUAAAUCUGCCAGACCUUCCAUUUCUUCAGAUUUCCGUCCUACUCCCUCCACAGGGAGACCACAAUCAUCCAGACCCCAGUCUUCAAGACCACGCAGCUCUAAGUCAGCAUCCUCCAAAACAGCUCUUAGUGCCAUUUAUAAGAGAAAAAUGUCCCGUCAUAUUGGUCACACUAAAACCAGCAUGCUACGCACUUUGAACAGCAGUGGACGUUUUUCGCCCAAUGAAUGGCUUUUGCCAGAAACCAGAGCCUUGUUUGAAAAACAAGCUGAAAGACAGAAACAGUUGGCUAUAGUUUUACAGAGAUUCAAUAUGUCCCCUUAUGUGGUGGAUCCUAAUGAGGCAGAAGGAAAUGAGGGUAGAAAAUUAAAGAAGAAGAAAGUUUUAAGGUCCAAGGAAAUGUCAUCCAAAAUGUGGCUCAGCAAAAACGGACUUGUUGCCAAGAAGAUGACCAUUCUUGAUGCCCUUUCUCCUACCAUGAUCCCCCACAAAACCAAAUAUGUUCCUAUACUGGAUAAGCAUAUAGUGGCCAAAGUUUUUGAUGAAAUUUUACCUGUUGCCCAUGUGUCCAGCAGGGCCAAACACCAGAUAACCCUGGUCAACCCUGUAGCAGUGGAUCUGAUAGGCUACAAACAUAAAGUACAGAAAUGUAUAGACCAGUAUAAAGCGAGAUUGAAUCGUAUUGUGUGGAAUGCACUGCCAGAAACUGCAAAAGCUGAAUUUGAUUCGAUGGAGCCUGUUUCAUUUGAAGACAACAGACUAAAGUUGAUGAGAGCCUUAGAUAAUGCAGGCUGGCCAAUCAGAGAGCGAGACAUAUUACUACUUGAAAAAGAAAUAGAAAGAGGAGAGAAAUACAAAGAACAGGCGGAGGACUUACGGCGAGCCUCUGAUCCCAACAGACAGGAGAGUUUCGAUGACCUGAUGAGGAAUCGCAGUCCACUGAGCAGCAGGAGUUCUUCAUCCAGGAGCAGCAGAAGCAGCAGUAGACACAGCAGUAGAAGCAGCAGAAGCAGACGCUCCCGCAGUGAGAGUCCGAGAAGUCCUAGGAGCAGGACUCCAAGUAGAAGUCCUAGUCCAUCUAGAAGUAAUAAGGAUGAGGAUUACCUUAAUGUUUAUGAUGACAAAGCUAGCAUUGUGUCCAGUUUGACUGCAAAUUCUAACCCCGAUGAAGAGGGCCAUCGGAGUCACAACUGCCUUGACAGGAAGCCAGUCAAACUCAGAAAUCAACUUCUGAUGGAACAAGAGAAAGAAUUACCACAAAACAUCAUACGGCGAGUUCUGGAUACACUUAAAGGACAGAAUGUGGUUGCCAGGAGGGAUUCAGAUGGACUCUACUAUCCUGGAACUGUUGUGAAAUGCCCUGAUCCAAGACAUGCUCUGGUGGAGUUUGCAGACAAAGAACAGGUCCUUACACCUACCAGGCUAAUGAUCGCAACCAGUGGUGCCAUAGCCAGACCACAUCUCAGGAUUGGAGAUUGUGUUUUGGUGAAAGUCAUGAAUACGGACACAAAACUGGAGUGCUACGCCCCUGGAAUUGUGCAGGUUGUUCCUCAAAAUGAGACUGCUCAGGCCAAAUUCUACACAGUCAUGAUGUACAAUGGACAGCAGGCAACCAUCAUGAGGAACUAUGUAAUGAAGAUCAGCAAGUCCAGAUUUGAGUUUGCAAUUCGUUACAUUGCAGAAAUUCAAAUGCAGAACCAAGGGACCUUUGAUGACCAUGUUUAUGUGACAACACCGCGAUCAGCCAGACCUAAUGAUAAAGAGAGAAGAGGAAGAAAGGGAUAUAGGGAGAGAGAGAGGAAAGCUUCUCCUUCACCAGAGAUGGAGAUCUCUGUGGUCGAUCAGCCUGAGAGUGGUCCACUUUCUGAUAGAAAUUCUUUGCCAAUUGAGAGGCCUGCCAGUACCCGACCCCCAGCACCUACCCCUAACACAGCAAGAAGUGGCAAAACAAUGGACCCACUCCCAGAGGAGGAAGGUGCAAGAUCCAGAUCGCCAACUCCAACACCAAGAGCAUCACAGUCAAGAUCAAAUUCUAGAAGCCGAUCAAGGUCAGGUUCAAGAUCAAGGUCACGUUCAAAUUCAGGAGAGAGGGAUAAAAGAUCAAGAUCAAACUCAAUGACUGAUUUAAGGUCAUCAAAAUCACGAUCCAGGUCAAGGAGUAGUGAAAGUUCAACCUCACAAUCUCCUGUCAAUCUGAAGUGGAGGUCAGAGAGUGUAGAGAGAUUACAGAAGAGGAGCAAAAAGCUGAAGCAACUGAAAAAGCAAUUAACACAGCAACAAGAGCAAUUUGAAGUUCAGCAACAGAAAAUUCAUAAACAAGCAAAGAAACUGAAGAAAUUGAAGAAGAGAUUAAAGAAGAAGAAGAAAUAUGAAAAGUCAGUGAAAUCUGGCAGUCAGUCUGCUGUCAUAGAAGUGGAGGACUCAGAUGACUCUGAUGACAGCAAAGCAAAUCCCAGACCGGACUCACCAUCCUCAGUACAGGCCCCUGAGGUUACCUCUGGUCUCCUGAAGUUACGGAAAACACUGCCAUGUCUCAGAGAGGGAGAGGAAGUGAUGGCACGAUGGUCGGAUGAGGGCUGGUACUUUAGAGGUGUUGUGAAACAAGAUUGCAAUGACUUCAGUUACAUUAUUGAAGAUAGUACAAGAAUGUGUGAAAGAAUAUGGAGAGAGGAUAUCAUCACUGAUUAUGAUGAUGCCAAUCAAAUCAUUCAGCCCAAAGAUCCAGUUGUGGCCCUUCACCCUCACUACAGUUUCAGUUACGCACCAGGUAUUGUGUUGGAGGUCUACCAGAACCUACAAAUGAAAGUCCGAUUCUAUGAUGGCGAGGAAGACAAACUUCUGAGAGAAGAGAUUUAUAAACUGACUACAGAGAAGUUUGAGCAUGAUGUGAAUUACAUCAUUGAAUGCGAGACUCGAUGGGUGGGACAAGCAGUGGUUGCCAGGGAUGACAGGAUCGGAAGCUACCAUUUGGCAUCUGUGAAGGAGAGAGUGGGGAAUGGCAGGGAUUAUAUGUUAGAAUGGUGUGAUGGGGAGCAGGCCACUCAAACGUCCCAUCAUAUAUUUGGGGUCUUCACUAAGCACCACCCCUUAUCUGUUGGGGAUCAUGUUCUGGCCAUGUGGGACAAUCGCCAACAUGUGUACCUCCCAGGCUGGGUGGCAGGAAUUGUUGGAGAGAAAAUUAACAUUAAAUUCUGUGAUGGAGCUAUACGGGACGUGGAAGAUAUUUUGCAGUGUUUCUGGUUAAGCAGUGACUAUUACGAGAAUGCAGUUCUAUUCUACAACAAGUGCCAAACCCAGACGGAGGAAUCAGCAUAGUAUUGAUAGUGGGAUGUAUAUUAUGUGAACUGCUCUGUACUGUAACAUCACUUCUCAAUAGUCAGCACAUUUAUAUAUGUACAUGUAAUCAAAGAAUUUGGAUUUUAUGAGUAUGUACUUAGUGACAAAAGUAGAGCACAUUCCAAUUUGGCUAAUGAUGACCUUGCAACUGUGUAAAGUUUCAAGGACAUUGAGUUUGUGUAAAAUCCUACCAUAUUUUGUAUGUCCAAACAUAGCGUAAUACUGUCUUACAUGUAUGCAUAAAAAUAUUCCAUCUCAGCAAUUAUGCAAUAUAUUUGUAUUAUCACUUUACAAAACGGCAUUUAUGUGGUAGGUAUUUCUUUUAAGUAAUUUUCUGUUGAUUCAUUUGGAUAUUUGUUUUGGUGCUAGUAAGGAUCAUUAUUGAUAGUGAAUAUUAUAUGCACUAAUCAUAUUAUUUAAUUUAUGUGAUAUUUCAUGAAAUUCAGAACAUUUCCAAAAUAUUAUUUUAUAGUUUAGUGUUAUUUUCUGCAUACCUGUUGAUUUAGAUGUUUAAUGUAUUAAUUUAUUUUAGAAUGGCAGUUGUUUGUUUUGUGGACAAGAUUUUUGUUAUCCUUGUAGGUUUUUGCCCCUUGAUUUUAUGUACAUGACAUUACAUAUACAUGUACAAUAAUGUUUUACUCAUCCUUUGUACAAUGGAUUGUAUUACAUAUUGUUUUUGUUGAUUUUAAUGUAUAAUUGUUGAUGUGGUUUCCAUGGAAAGAUUUGUUACCGCAUUGUGUACAUGUAGUUUAUUGUAUUUGUCUCCCCCCAUUUCUCCAAGAAAAAAAUUAUUUUAAACAUAUACACAGUAACUAUUGCUUUGAUUGAGUGAAAAUUGACUACAUGUAGAUUUCUUGUAAUGUACAUUUUAUAUGUAUUGUCAAUAUGUACAUGCAUACAUGGCUAGCAUGACAUUUUGUUGUAUAUUAACUGUACCUGUAAUUAUAUAUACAUAUAGCAUUAUGAUUAGGUAUAUCAGUGAAAUGAAGAAUUUUUAUGACUUAAAAUGAACUUUGUGUGUGUAUAUGAACUAAAAUUUUACAUGGAGGUGUCUGUUUUCGAACUCUGUAAUAAUACUGCUUUGUAAUAUUUCUGGUGUACAAUGGAAGAAGAGUAUAUCUAAUAAAGACUUAAAUGAC